AUAAUUACCUUCGUUUUAUGGCUGGGUUGAAACAAAAGCGGUUGCGUGACGUCUGUAAAAGGGGGUUUUCAGGGUAAAACGGACAAAUUAAAAAUAGUUCGGGGGCUUAAUGCGCCAUGAAUUUGCGAUGGCAGCAUAUAGACAUAUUGUUCUAUCAAACACACAAGUUGUUGUUGUCUGUGUUUUCAGCCAUAUAUAUAGAGAGUAAUUAUCACAUAUGUAAAAAUUAUCAUACAUAUGUGAUAUUUGAAUAUGUAUGUGUAUGAUGUUGAUUGACCCGAAACCUGAAGUUUCAGGGACUGAACGUUUGUACUUCCGGUUCACUUGACGCAACGUCCGUGUACCCUCGCCAGACUUGCAGUUCUUUCCUGAAGCCUUCUUCUAAUCAAGCGCGUUUCUUCAAAGUUUUCUCAUCGGAUGCGACAAAAUACAACUGACCGAAGCCCAAAGAAUCGAGACGUGGAUGAUGACGAGGAGUGCUAAUCCAGGCCACGACGAGCAACUGAAAAACGAAAGAAAAUGAGGUGUCCCACAGAUGUCACUGUAGAAGAUCUUCAACAUGAGAAGCACGAUCCCCUCCAUGUCAAACAGGAAGAGGAGUCCGAGAUGCCGUUCAUCAAACAGGAGGCAGAGCCAGAGACCCCCGACAUGAAAGAAGAAGACCAGGAAGUUGAAAUCAACAUGUUUCCAAUGUGUGUCAGUGUGAAGAGCGAAGAAGACAAAAGACCGAGGCAAGAGAGCGGAGCAGCGAACCUUUUGACCGACAGUCCAUUUCAGCACGUGACAGCAAAAGUAGAGGGACGAUCGCAACCGGACAGCCUCUCAGCACCGCUUUCGGACAGCGACGACAUAACGUCACAUUCUUCUGACUUUAAUACUGAUGAGGAGGGUGAUGACUUUGACCAAAAUGCUUCAAAAUCUUUAAAGAAGUCAUCAUUGAAAAGAGACACCAAGGAAUGCAUGGUUGGGAAACCUUUUCCCUGCUCAUUCUGUGAUAAAUCAUUUUCUUGGAAACGUAAUUUAAUGGCACACAUGCGUAAACACACCGGGGAGAAGCCUUUUGCCUGCACGCUUUGUGAUAAAAGAUACAUCGAUAAGAGAGGUUUAAACAUUCACACAAGCAAUCACACUGGAGAGAAGCCUUUCGCCUGCACAAUUUGUGAUAAAAGAUUUAAUCAGAAAAGUGAUUUAAAAACGCAUAAGCGUACACACACUGGAGAAAAGCCUUUCGCCUGCACACUUUGUGGUAAAGGGUUUUCUCGGAAGGAUAGUUUAGAAAAACAUAAGCGCAUACACACUGGGGAAAAACCUUUUGCAUGCUCACUUUGUGGUAAAAGAUUUGCUCAGAAAGGAAGUUUAGUAAGGCACGCAAGAGUUCACACUGGGUAAAAACCUUUGAAUUGCAGGGUGUGACAAAAUAUUCUGAUUCCUGCCACGCAUUUACAGUGGAAAAAGCAUUUUAUUUAUUCGGUUUCCCUUGAGCCUCUUUUGUUGUUGAAAUGAUUUUUCAGGUGCUGUUCUUUUUCUAUCCAAUAUAUAUGGCGGAAAACACUCAGGUGACUUGGAAGUUCCGCUCUGAGACCCCCAAUUUGACCAAAUUUCAAAAUUGUCCGAUAUGCAUGUGUGAUACAUUAUUGGAAAGCUUAAAAUCUCAAUUUUCUGGGGGAAGAUAAAUUUUGAACAGGAGGACAUAUAAGAAAAAAAAAUUUAAACAGCAAAACCCUAUCUGGAGGUGAGAGCACGCCAGAGCAGAAUUACAGAUGCCAUGACUUUAACGAGAUAUUAUCGUGUACUUGUUUCGAUCCAAAAACUCCAUGUAGCAUGUACGUAUCACUGAGUGUCAAGGCACAGCUGUGAAUUGCCACAGCUGUUUUUUGGGGGGAUUUUAUGGGUGAAAUAUAGUAAUAUAACAAGGGUCGCGAUGCAGAAAUCGCAGACAUCAAGGGGUGGUCGAGAUUUUCAUAUAUUUACCCCUUAAAGGUUUAUUUUUUCAAUUUUCCUUCGUUUGGAUCGGUUAUCUAAUAUCGGAGAAAAUGCGACAGUAACGAAAAAAAAUACAAUUAAGCGAUAGUUAUGUGUUAAUAUCUGUUACUUUUUUUCACCUUUUUUUUUCAUUGUGACAUUAUUUGUUUUAAAGUUGAAAUAUGCAAGUGAAUAAUUUUUUUGUCUUUUUUUUUUUUUUAAACGAAAUUUUAGACAUCAAUUAAUGAUUCGAAGCUAAAAAAGACACACAUUUUGAAAAAUAUAAUUCCCUUUGUUUUAUGGCUGGGUUGAAACAAAAGCGGUUGCGUGACGUCUGUAAAAGGGGGUUUUCAGGGUAAAACGGACUAAUUAAAAAUAGUUUGGGGUCUUAAUGCGCCAUGAAUCUGCUAUGGCAGCAUAUACUGUAGACAUAUAGUUCUGUCAAACACACAAGUUGUUGUCUGUGUUUUCCGCCAUAUAUAUAGAGUAAUUAUCACAUAUGUAAUAAUUAUUAUACAUAACACAUGUAAUAUUUGAAUAUGUAUGUGUAUGAUGUUGAAAGACAUGAUUCCAAGAACAUCAUGUUCGGGUCUUUCAAGAUGUGUGAUUUUUUUUUAAACUUCCUCAAUGGUAAAUACCGUAGUUUUUUAUUCACGUUGUAUUAAUUUAUCAAUUAUUUAUUUCAUAGAA
Molecule: messenger RNA, 2652 nt
Organism: Corythoichthys intestinalis (scribbled pipefish)
Lineage: Eukaryota; Metazoa; Chordata; Actinopteri; Syngnathiformes; Syngnathidae
Product: zinc finger protein 771-like
Exons: 3
Coding region: 520-1389 (289 amino acids)
Biological process (GO): regulation of transcription by RNA polymerase II
Cellular component (GO): chromatin; nucleus; transcription regulator complex
Molecular function (GO): RNA polymerase II cis-regulatory region sequence-specific DNA binding; DNA-binding transcription factor activity, RNA polymerase II-specific
Source: RefSeq, a predicted model, not a curated record